AAAGUCAGUCUAGAGCCUAUUGAACUCAGCUUUGCCAGAACCAAGGCUAAUUAAUGAGCUCUGCAGCAAAACUUUGUGAUCUCAAGGCAGAUGUUGUAAAAGAAGCUCAAAGAGACCCUCUGUGGUGGUGAAUUCUUUCGGACCAUGUCAGACCCUGAGGUUUUGUGUCUCAUGAGAACUUGGAGAUAGUUCUUGCUUUUAACUUCUCCUUUUUGCAGUCUGUGGCUGGUAUACGUCCAGGAUGUCAUCAGCCUGGCAUAGUUCUGGUCCGCUGAUAGUCCUUAUGGUCCUUGCUGUCAGUGCCUGGGCUGAAGACGUUAAAGAGAAGGACUGUGAUGUGAUUGGAGAUGAGACCAGUGAGUCUCAAACAGAAAAAGCCCUAUUGAAGAAACUGGAACCUCUGAGCCAAAUAAGGUUUAACACAACUGUGGAGCUGGGCACCACAGAAAACUACACCUAUCACUUCAGGGUGUGCAGGGAGGUUGACAGCUCCUUGCAUGAUCUUGCYGGCCUAGUACAAAUUGAUAGAAAGACUGGGAAGACUACAGUGAUAGGAAGAAUCAAUGAAACCCAGGUCUUCAAUGGAAGUGAUUGGAUCAUGCUAAUUUAUAAAGGGGGUGACUCAUACGGCAGGCACUGCAGUGGAGAGAAGAGGAGAGCAGUGAUAAUGAUAUCUUGCAAGCGGGGGCUUACAGCGAGCUCGUUCAGCAUUAUUUCUGAAGAGCGAGAAAAGGAGCAGGAGUGUUUCUACCUCUUUGAGAUGGACAGCAGUGUGGCCUGCCCAGCUGAGGAGUCCCACCUGAGCGUUGGCUCCAUUCUGCUAAUAAUACUUGUGUCGCUGAUUGCAGUCUACAUCAUCGGCGGGUUCCUGUACCAGCGCCUGGUGGUAGGAGCUAAGGGCAUGGAGCAGUUUCCUCACUUCGCUUUUUGGCAAGAUCUAGGCAAUUUGAUGGCGGAUGGCUGCGACUUUGUCUGUCGGUCUAAGCCUCGCAACGCGCCGGCUGCCUACCGUGGUGUGGGCGACGACCAGCUGGGGGAGGAAUCGGAAGAGCGGGAUGACCACUUGCUGCCAAUGUGAUCGGCUCCCAACACUCUCUUUUCUAGCUUCUGCCCUGUUACACAAGCCAGCAUAACGUGCACAAGGUGAUCUAUGCCAAACUCUGAGUGGAAGAGGCAUUAGCACUUGUAAAGUCUUUCCUUUUCCUACUGGUAAUGUGUUGAAAAGUGCACACCAGUUUUCUUGAGAUGCAGAGAGCUGUAGGUUAUCCACUGGUAUUCUUUCAGACUGGAAAGGGACAAUGCUUGAAAACUACAUGAUACUGUUUUGUGACCUCCUCCUUCAGUCCAAAUGACAUCUUUAUCUUCUCUGUCACUGGGAAGCCAAAGGAAAUAAUGUGCUGCUAAGUAAAGGGGACACCUGUUGAAGUGAAACCGAAAUCAGGACAAAUUGAGGAAGUUAGAGGUAGCUGCAAUUCAGGUUAACUGCUCAGAAUUUUGGCAGUAACUGAGCUGUUGAUUGGAUGCUUUCUGAAUUUUCACUGUCUGAGAGGAUUUUUCUGUGAAGCUUUUUUUUUCUCUUUCAUAAAAAUAAAGCAUAGAAGCCAAGGAAUAAGUAUGCUAGACUCAAAUCUGCAUAAUCCUGAGCUUACAGGGUCACUUGGUUAAGCCACUGUCCCCCUAAGUGUGAUUCAGGUCAGUCUUGCGAUGCUUGCCCGGUGCAGGUGGUAUUUGCACACUGCUGUGAGGUGGGAGAGUGACCAUUUCCCUGGGCCAAGGUAGCUCCCGCAGUUGUAAGACUUAAUUUAUGUCUUCGGGUACUUUACAGUGUCACUGAUUGGUUGAGGUCAGAAGGGACCCUCAACAUGGCACCUUCCUUUCUAAUUGCUUUUUAGGGGUGGGGGUAAGUUGUAGCAGUCACAUUCUGAACACAAAGAUUCAGCUUCAGUCGUGAGGGUAGAGACUGUGAGGAAGCCACUGCUGCUAGCACUGAGGAACAGAAAAGUCUGUGCGUUUUUAUACUGCGGGUGCAGUCUGGGCAGGGACACGGAGACGUGAGGGGCCCUGCCCUUUUGCUGGGGUGCAUAGGCCAACAGUUCCCACUUUCCUUUUGUUAUGGUC
Nothoprocta perdicaria is the source of this 2118-nucleotide messenger RNA. RefSeq names its product mannose-6-phosphate receptor, cation dependent (gene M6PR). Gene Ontology annotation, cellular component: Golgi apparatus; trans-Golgi network; endosome. The transcript has 7 exons. Gene Ontology annotation, biological process: protein targeting to lysosome. Lineage: Eukaryota; Metazoa; Chordata; Aves; Tinamiformes; Tinamidae. Gene Ontology annotation, molecular function: protein domain specific binding. The coding region runs from base 242 to 1078 and encodes 278 amino acids. The record is from RefSeq and is a predicted model, not a curated record.